UUGAUAAUAUAUAAUGACGAAAAACUGCGUCCUUCUGUUAGUAUCAGUUUGAAACUCCAACAACACUACGACGAUGUCAGCAGAUCAAUCCUCGCCUAUGGCAGCGCCAAACAACAGCGGAACCAAUGACAUUUACACUAACGAGUUGUGGUCCGAGGACGGGGCAAUGGCUAUGCUGGAGGCUGAACUAUUGAGAAGCGACGCUGCACCUGCCGACGUCGACCUGUUUGAUGAAGAAAACUCAUUAAUGGAACUGUUGACCAGAGCUGAAAAGCAACUCAAGGAGCAAAACCUCUGGCAACCACUUCAUCAAACGGAUCGACGUCAGCAACAGGUUUCCAGCCCCGAUCUCCCUCCCCCUUCAUCGCCGCAUUGCCAGCAGCUUGUAAUAUACACAUCGCCGCCACCCGCCACCCGAGCUGCUGCGAUCCCCCCCGCCUUCACCAUCACAUCACACCAACAAGUCCGGAUACCCCCCGCCCCCACAACAAGAAUCUCCCCCGCCUUCACCGUCACAUCACAAGUCCGGAUACCCCCCGCCACCACAACAAGAAUCCCCCCCGCCUUCACAUCACACCAACAAGGUUGUCCCCCCGCCGCCGCUGCCUCCACCGCUCAUCCUUAUAGUCGUCCACGCGCAAUCUUAGGAUCUAACUCUAUGCGUCAUGAAUUCGAUUUCGAUGGCCUGAUAAGAUUUUCAGAUCCAUCCCGACGUCGUACAAUUGCGUUAAAACAUUUAUCCGAUGCAUUUCAGUAUCCUGUUUUAGGUGCGCGUGUUGUGCGCUCCUACAACAAGGAUGCUGUUAUCAUUAGGGUAGCAAAUGUAGGACGUCGGGGCAACGAAGAUGCCGAAAUUGAAACAUUCAUGCCGCAUAGAUUUACUGCUAAGAUUACGCGUGCGAAUGUACAGUCAUUUAAUUCAGGUUGCCACAAUUUAAUAAUGCAAGUUGUACAUAAUGAAGGUCGUUCCUCUGAUAUAAGGCUGAAUCGACGGUCGCGACAGCGGCCGUAGAUUCAGCUGAUCAGAGGAACAUUUUUAAAUUAAUAAUAUUUAAAAUUUUAAAUUUUUUUUUUUUUUUUUAAUUGUGGCAAUUUGAAUUAAAGGAUUAGGUUUCUUUUUCUUCUUGUUCAAAUAUAAUAAAUUAUAUAUAUAUAUAUAUGUUGAUUAUUGCACUUCAUUUAACUUACCUUGUGUGUGUGCGUGAUCAACAACUGUGCACAACUGAUGUACAAACAUUGUUCUGCAUGACUAUUUAUAGUCAAAGGUUAAUGACUCAUGGUCAUGCAUAGCUGCACACAUGCGUCAUACAUGAAUGCGUUCAGUUGCAUGUCACUGCAAACUUAGUUUGCCAGCAGACACGAUGGGAGUCAAGUCAAUAGGACAAGAAAUGAAAAUAAUCAUAGUAUUUGUUACAUUCAUAAUAUACACAAUUAGUAUGAUAUUACUCUUAUACUAUACUCUGAGUACUUGUACAUUGCACAAUAUUAGAGUUGAAAAUGUGUUAAAUUUUUCAUCAUUAAACCAAACUGUAAAAGACAGCAGCAGCAGCAGCAGUACUGCCAAUUUAAGCGUAAAAGCUUAUAAUAAAGCACAUAUAUUAUCUUAUAUAAAACUAUGUGUUCAAUCUCAAAUGAAUUAUAAAACAUCGAAAUUAUUUGAUGAUGGACUAGACAAAUGGUAUGCUUAUAUGAAUGAUCAACGUAAGGUUAUUUGUAAUUUUUUUAACAAUUAUACAGCAUUGAACAGUUGUAUAAACAUAAACCCAUCGUCUGGUGAUAGUAUUUCGAAUUUUCUACUAAUAACAACAUUACAACUUUGUAAUAUUUUUGAUAGUGAGCCGGAGCCGACAGGUCUUAAGGGGAUUAACUAAUUUCUAUUUAGUCAGGUUUCAACAUUGCUAUUGAAAGGAUGGUAGCAAAAAAGACUUGUCGUCGUCGACGAGUGCGACGUAAAAUUGGUACUGGUAUUUUAUCGAAACUUAGCGGAUUUGCAUCAACCGCCCUUAAUAAAAUUGUCGAUACAUUACCCCUGGAGUUGCAUAUCCCCUCCUACCGCUUUUGCGGACCCGGCACCAAAUUAGAUAAAAGAUUAAGGAGGGGGGACAAAGGAAUAAAUAGUCUGGAUGAAGCAUGUAAAGAGCAUGAUAUAGCGUAUGCGAAGAAUAGUGAUAAUUCGUCGCGAAAUGUGGCCGAUCGUCGUUUGGCUGAUAAAGCAUGGUCUGUUUUUAAAAAUCCAAACACAGGUUUAACUGAAAAAGCAGCCGCAUACUUAGUUACAAAUUUGAUCAAAGCUAAAGCUGCCUUUGGCGGGGGUAGAGUACAACGGAGGCGGCGGCGGCGGAAUAAUAGAAGAGAAGGUUGGAAAAAUAAUUCAUCACUACAAGAACAAAGAAGUGCACAUUUACGACAAAAAGCAAUUAAACAUUUAAGUAAGCACAUAGCUGGUCAAGGUUUUUAUUUAAGACCAUAUGCGCCCUUGUAUAAAGGCGGUAGAAUCAUUGAAACACCUUCACAAAGAAGAAGGACAACAAAGAAGAAGAAGAGGACGAGGAGGAGAGCGCCAAAGAAAGUGAGAAAAUGAAGAUUAAUAUACAAGGACCACUGUCAAAUUAUGAUCUACAAGAUUGGGCUGAUAUUUUAGAUAUUAAAUUGCGUGGUAUUUAUAUGAUUGAUACAUUGCCAAAAAGAAUUAAUUUAAAUGAAAAAUCGAUCAUAAAUUUAGACUCGAUCAUGAACAGUGGAACACACUGGGUGGCUUACAAAAAACAUGCACAAAAAGUAUAUUAUUUUGAUCCAAUUGGUAAUUUACAGCCGCCCAUACAAUUGAUAAACUAUUUCAAACAACAACCAAAUGUUGAAAUUUAUUUCAAUUAUGAUCAAUUACAAACACUAAAUAGUAAUGUAUGCGGUCAUUUUUGUCUUUUAUUUCUUGCAGAUGCGUUAUAGCAGACAGUUCACUUGUAGAUGUGUAUGAAAGAAGGUGGUGGUAAAACAGUAGUAGUACGCAAUGGUUGUAAUAACAUUAUCAUCUAAAGACCGUAGCAGCAGCAGCAGUUGUCUAAUUGAAGUACUUCCCACUGUACUAGAGCUAGACGCACGCUAUCAAUAUGAAAUUGGAUUGAUUAAUUUAUGGACAUACAAUAGUGUACCGAAUAUAAUUAAAAAUGUCAACUCAUCUUUUAAGUAUGGUGAUAGCUUGAUUGAUUUGGAUACAGGCUCCUACGAAAUUGAUCGUAUAAUAAAUGAAAUAAAGAGAAAAUUGAACGUUGAUAGUUCAAAUCUAAUUAUACAAGGAAAUAAUACGACAAUGCUAUGUGAAUUGAAAGCGGAUAAAGAUGUUGAUUUAACAAUGAACACAUCACUAGCCGAUAUACUCGGUUUUGAUAGAGAAAUUCUUGCAGCAAAUAAAUGGCAUUAUUCUAAACGUUUAGUAUCCAUUACAAAUAUAACAUCGUUCCAGGUUACUUGUAAUAUUGCAUGCGGCAGUUAUCGAAAUGGGCAAGAGGUUCAUACAAUUUUUGAAUUCCUACCAAAGGUUGCACCUGGUUUUCUAAUAAAUGAAUCACCAUCGCCAAUUAUUUACUUUCCAUUAAACACGCACAGAAUUCAAUCUAUUGUAAUUCAAGUAGUUGAUCAGAAUGGUAAACUAGUUGAUUUCCGCGGCGAUAGUAUAACAAUAAGAGUACACAUUAGAAAGAAGGAAUAGAGAGAGAGAGAGAGGCGGUGAUGGAUCAAGCAUGUGUUAGAAUGAUGUGAGCAUUAGUCACGCAAACAACACAAGCGAGAGAGCAAGAAGCGCUACAGAAUGGGUUUUGUUGUGUAUAACAACCUAGGCGCGAGGAGGGUGUGGAGUGGUGGCGGUAGGACUGCUUUUAGCAUGCAGCAACCGACACCGGUUAGUACUUAUCAGUCCGUGAAACUGAUAACACAUAAUCGAGCAAGGUUUUUAGAAAAGCUUGGUUUUAAAGUGAAUUGGAAAUAUGUCGUCAAAACACGCGGCAGCAAUUAGUGACAUACUAAAUGUUGAACAAGACAUACACUAUUAUUCAGAUAUAACAAAAUUUGAUUAUCAUACGCAUGCGCCGUAUGGUAAUUUGAAAUUUAAUAACAAUGAUGAAAUACGUUUGUCGAAAUCGUCUCAUGACCUUAUUUCAUUAGUUGCAAAAUCUUUUCUUAUUGUUGAGGGGAAAAUUACAUGUACAAAACCGCCGGCAAAAGACAAACCUGAUGAUCCGCCGGUCGAGGCUGUAUAUACGCUCAGUUCAAAUGCAGUAGCACAUAUGUUUGAUGAGAUACGAUUUGAGUUGGCAGGUACAGUCGUUGCAAAGAGUCGACUAGUAGGUAUUACUUCUACUAUUAAAUCAUAUUUAGUGAAACAACUAAACGAUAAAAAUACAUAUAAUUUAGCAGGUUUCACUGAUAGUGCAUCAACACUAACUAAUAAUACUUUUGCUUAUUGCGUACCGUUAAAAUUACUUCUGCCAUUUUUCGAAGAUUUUCAACAUGUAAUUUUGAAUAUGAGACAAGAGCUUGUGCUUUUGAGGUCCGCAACAGAUAUUAAUUGUAUUGAGUCGUCGCAAGCAACAUCAAUGUCGUUGGAAAUAACAAAAUUGCUUUGGAAAGUGCCCUAUAUUCAUGUAGAUGAUCAUUUAAGAUUGAAAUUUCUGAAAAUUGUCGAUCAGGAUAGGCCAUUGAAAAUUGCAUUCAGAAAAUGGGAUAUCCACGAAUAUCCUCAGCUGCCGAACAGUGUUAGCACGAUUUGGACUAUAAAGACGGCUUCAAAAGCUGAUACACCGCGAUUUGUAAUAUUAGCAUUUCAGACAAACAGGAAAAAUGUAAUGGGAAAGUCAAUGUCGAAAUUUGAUAUGUGCAAAUUGCACGAUGUUAAACUUUUCCUGAAUAGUGAAUAUCUGCCGUAUGAUCGUAUAAAUGGAAACAAUCAACUUUUGUACAAAAUGUUUAUUGAAUUUGCGCCCAGCUAUUAUAAUUUAGGACUUCAUACUGAUUAUGGUACAGUUGUAGAUUAUAAAACUUUUACUGAUUGCUGUCCAAUAAUUGUACUAGAUUGUUCACAUCAAGCUGAUCAUUUAACAUCAUCAACAGACAUUCGAUUGGAAAUGGAGUUUACAGAAAAUGUGCCAAAUUUAACGACUGCAUAUUGUAUUUUGAUAAGUGACACAUUAGUAGAAUACAAACCAUUGAGUGCAUUAGUUCGUGAAGUACAGUAAUUUGACGCAAGAGCAAGCUAUGCAUGACAAAGAAGGAGGAGGGGGGUAUAUAAAAGUGCGUGUAUAAACAGUAAUUACAUCAGUGUUCAGUUGUAAUGUGUUCUAAUAGCUUGAAUAAUAACAUAGAUAUUCCUCAGUCGUCGUCGUCGUCGUCGUCAUUAUCAUCAUUAUCAUCAUCAUUGUCAUCAUUGACAAAAGCAAAAUUUGAUGCAUUUGUACAUAGAAUGUGUGCAUGCACCGACGGACAACAGAAAAUGGACGAUGAUGAGCAAGUAUCAACAAAAUUUCGAGACUUUGGCAUACAAUGCGACUUGGAUAAAGAAGAAGAAGAAUUGGAGAAGGAGGCAGCAAGAAUUAAGGAGGAGGAGGAGAAGAGUAAAGAAGAAUGGGACAGGAAAAAUGAUGACAUUGAUUUUGCUGUAGUCGAGUUUCAUUUUUUCAAAAGUGAUGAUAAUUUUAUCAUUAUUAAAGUGGUAGCCAUAAUCG
Messenger RNA from Nilaparvata lugens (brown planthopper), 5714 nucleotides. RefSeq lists its product as uncharacterized. NCBI's taxonomy places the organism in Eukaryota, Metazoa, Arthropoda, Insecta, Hemiptera, Delphacidae. Bases 74 to 1012 code for a protein of 312 amino acids. The transcript has 2 exons. The record is from RefSeq and is a predicted model, not a curated record.